Molecule: messenger RNA, 1589 nt
Organism: Plectropomus leopardus (leopard coralgrouper)
Lineage: Eukaryota; Metazoa; Chordata; Actinopteri; Perciformes; Serranidae
Source: RefSeq, a predicted model, not a curated record
GCCCAGCUGGGCUGCAGGAAGCUGCUGACGAUGGCGAAGGCGUUUCGCUGUCCGGCCCGUCACGGUUACGCUGUGGAGGCGUCCCCGUUCCUCCGCGGCAGAGUGGCCUGCGCUGCCUCGCAGUACUACGGCAUCGCUGGUUGCGGCAGCCUGCUGGUCCUGGAUGAGACGACGGAGACGGGCGUCACUCUGGUGAGAAGCUGGGAGUGGGGUGACGGCCUGUUCGAUGUGGCGUGGAGCGAAGCCAACGAGCACGUCAUGGUGGCCGGGGGCGGGGACGGCAGCCUGCAGCUGUGGGACACAGCCAAUCACAGCGCUCCGCUCAGAGUGGCCAAAGAACACACACACAAGAGGUGAGACGUGUAUGCCGUGGACUGGAGUCAGACUCGAGGGGAGAACUUGAUUGUUUCGGGUUCGUGGGAUCAAACCGCUAAAGUCUGGGACCCCGCUCUCAGCCGGCCGCUGACCACGCUCAGGGGUCACGAGGGGGUCAUCUACAGCACAAUUUGGUCGCCUCACAUCCCAGGAUGCUUUGCUUCAGCCUCAGGUGACGGGACGCUCAGAGUUUGGGAUGUGAAGAGCGCCGUGUGUCGAUUGGCCAUCCCAGCGCACAAGGCUGAAAUCCUCAGCUGUGAUUGGUGCAAAUACGACCAGAAUAUUGUGGCCACAGGCUCAGUGGACUGCAGCAUGUGUGUGUGGGACCUGAGGAACGUCAGACAGCCUGUCAAUCAACUGCGAGGCCACACUUACGCCAUCCGCAGAGUCAAGUUUUCUCCGUUUGCUAAGACGGUGUUGGCGUCCUGCUCGUACGACUUUACUGUCCGGUUCUGGGACUACAGCAGGAACCAGCCUCUUCUGGACACCGUGGAGCAUCACUCUGAGUUUGUCUGCGGACUCGACUUCAACCUGCAUAUCCCCAACCAGGUGGUGGACUGUUCCUGGGAUGAGACGGUGAAGAUCUACACACCCGCCUGUCUGUCCGCUGAAACACACAGUACAGCACCGUAAAACACACACACACACUCACAGGUACUACAACACUGAGGACUUGCUGUUGAGUGUCAUGAGUCGUCUGGAGGAUUACCUUUCCCCUAAAUGUUCUUCUGAAGAUGAAGUUAUUUCUCACAGCGGCUUUGCUUUUUUACACGGAAACAAACAGUUAUCAUGCCUCUCCAGUGUGUGAUUAUAGACAGCAUGCAGCUUUAGCCUCUGGAAGUCCCCAAAUAGAGUCCCCACAAUGUCAUAAAUACACACACACACACACACACACACACACACACACACACACACACGUGUUUAGUCCCACCAAGAUGCACCUUCAUAUAAUUUGCAGGCUGCAAAGAUUCAAAAUGUAUCUGAGGCUGGAUGAACACGUAGCGUUGAUGUUUCUGUGAAUGAAUCAUGUAAAUCAGCGAGUGUGAUCCAUAAUAUCCGUGUUAUUAUCCGCUCCGUCUUUAUCUCUCUGAUAUUUCCGUUAACUGGAGAGGGAAAAAAGUCAAUUGUGACUAAUUGAACCCCUGAAAUGUCAUCAGUGUAGAUAUGGUGUCGAUGAUUUUCUGUAUGUGCCUACAAUAAAAAUGUAAAUAUCA